Molecule: messenger RNA, 1580 nt
Organism: Lutra lutra (Eurasian river otter)
Lineage: Eukaryota; Metazoa; Chordata; Mammalia; Carnivora; Mustelidae
Gene: GARIN4
Product: golgi associated RAB2 interactor family member 4
Cellular component (GO): nucleus
Source: RefSeq, a predicted model, not a curated record
CUGAGGUCCAGGCACCCACCAGCGUCCCCUCGGUCACCCUCAGAGCCCACCACCCUAACCCCUGUCUUGGGAGGUUCUGAGACAAAGUGGGGCCUGUGGCCUGUGGGGCGCGGGGUGGGUUUGGGACCCCUGCCACAGAGCCAGCCGAGAGCCGCAGGAGGGGGGCUGCAUGCUCUGCCAACCCAACAGAGGUCGAAGCUCCAGGGACCAGCCCCCAGACCAACGCCCACCCCUUGCCGGCCCCACUGUGAUACAAACUAAUGAAGAUGGAGUCUCUGCCGCCGUAUCACACAGCCCACAGCGCCUCCAGGGUGGGCAUGUUCAACACCGCCAUGGGGAAACUCCAGCGACAACUGCGCAAGGGAGAAUAUGACAUUUUUAAAUAUUCACCUAUUUUUGAAAGCGACUUUAUCCAGGUCACAAAAAGGGGAGAAAUCGUCGACGUGCACAACAGAAUCAGAAUGAUAACGGUGGCCAUCGCAUCCACCAGCCCCGUCCUCCCGCUCCCAGAUGUCCUGCUGCUGGCCCGCCCAGCCACCGGCUGUGAAGAGUACUCCGACCAGGGCCAGGCCACCAAGGGAAAAGGCCGCAAGGCUUCGAUGACCCUGGAGCUCACCAGGCUCCUUCCCUUGAAGUUUGUGCGGAUAUCCAUUCAAGACCCUGAGAAACAACAGCUGCGCCUCAAGUUCGCCACCGGCAGCUCCUGCUACCUGCAGCUGAGCCCCCCUCUGGAUGCACAGGAAGACCUCUUCCCCUACUGGGAAAAGCUCAUUUCCGUCCUGUGGCCACCCGUGGACAGUCCCAGCAGAACCGAGGCCAUUGCAGCUGGGAGGAACCCAGCAGGGGCAGAUUUCCAAGGAAAAGGGGAUCAGGAGCCUCCAUGGCGGGGCCCAUAUUCCUUGAGGGAGUCGGCAGCAGGGGCCACGACCGAGGCGGCGGCCGCCCGGGAGGUCACGGCAGCCGCGGCAGUGGCGGCAGCAGGGACAGCAGCAGAGUUCGCAGCGGGGGAGGCCGGCAGACGCCUGGCAUUCGCCCGGCCCGGAGCUGCCGCCAAGUCUGCGGGAGAAGCCGCUCCGGACGGGUCGCAAGGCCAGCUCCUCUCCGACGCGCCGAGCUCGGCGGGCAGUGGGGAGCCGGCGGGAAGGCCGCCCCGCAAGCGCCGGAGGGAGCGGAGGGAGAGCCGGGAGGAGGAGCGAGCCCCGCGCAGUUCCCGCCACCACAGGGCCGCCGAGAGCCGCCACAAGGCCCCGGGGAACAAGAUCACCCCGAAAGCCUCCAGCCGCUCCUUAGGCGGCCACAGAACCGCGCGAGAGGACGAAAAGCACAAGGGCCCCAGCAGCCCGGCGCGCGGCAGACACGCCCCCGACAAACGCAUGAACCACGCCCCCAUCGCCGAGGAGUCCGGGACCUCCCACAAGUCCGGGCAGAGCCUCUCCGCCGGCAGCUGGGGCUCAGGCACCAAGAGGCUCAGCAGGAUCAGCUCCAUCCAGCGGAAGAUCAUAGCCAGCCUCAGCGGCAGAGACCUGGACGUGGUGAAGACUGCGGACAGGAGCGGUAUGGAAGCCAUCGCCGAGGCGUAA